GUCUGGGCUAGAAAAGUGCGCCCCGUGCCUCACCUCCUGCGGACCUCCCAGAGGUGCCUGGGGAGCACCUUCAGGGCCUCCGAUCUGCAGGUGAAGCUGUGCCAGGCCCUGCAGAGGAAGCCGGACCCCAAGGAGCCCCUGACGUUCGGGAAACAGUUCACGGACCACAUGCUGGUCGUGGAGUGGAACCACAAGGACGGCUGGGGGGCCCCCUGCAUCCAGCCCUUCCGCCACCUCGUCCUGCACCCCGCCUGCUCAGGCCUGCACUACGGCAUCCAGCUCUUCGAGGGCAUGAAGGCUUUUCGAGGCAAGGACCAGCGAGUGCGCCUCUUCCGCCCCUGGCUCAACAUGGAGCGCAUGCUGCGCUCAGCCUUGCGGAUUUGCCUCCCGAGCUUCGACAAGCUUGAACUUCUGGAAUGUAUCCGCCGCCUGGUAGAGGUGGACCAGGACUGGGUCCCCAGCGGGGAGCAGAAGAAGAACAGCCUCUACAUCCGACCCACCUUCAUCGGCAAUGAGGGAUGUCUGGGCGUCCACCCCUCCCUCCAAGCCCUGCUCUACGUCAUCCUGUGUCCUGUGGGUUCCUACUUUUCUGGGGACUCGCUAGAGCCUGUCUCACUACUGGCUGAUCCCCGCUUUAUCCGAGCCUGGCCCGGGGGGCCCGGUGACUGCAAGCUGGGAGGGAAUUACGGGCCCACCGUGCUCGUGCAGGGGGCCGCCCAGCGGGAGGGCUGCGAACAGGUCUUGUGGCUCUACGGGCCGGACCACCUCAUCACCGAGAUCGGGACCAUGAACAUCUUCAUUUUCUGGACCCACGACGACGGCGUGCUGGAGCUCCUGACGCCCCCCCUGAACGGGAUCAUCCUUCCGGGGGUCGUUCGGCAGAGCAUCCUCGACCUGGCCCGGACGUGGGGGGAGUUCCGAGUGACCGAGAGGGAGGUGAGCAUGAAGGAGCUGAUGAAGGCGCUGCGGGAAGGCCGCGUGCGGGAGAUAUUCGGCUCGGGCACGGCCUGCCAGGUGUGCCCCGUGAACCACAUCCUGUACCAGGGGGAGCACGUCCACAUUCCCACCAUGGAGAAUGGGCCUGAACUGAUCCUGCGACUCCAUCACGAGUUCAAGAACAUCCAGUACGCAGAGCGGCCCCAUGAGUGGAUGAUGCCAGUGUGAGCGGCCGGCCUGUCCGAACCUGGGGCCCUGCCGGCCUCCCUGUGCCCGUCUCGGAGCACUUCAUCUCCCCCCCAGCCCAGCCCAGCCAAAGAUGCCAAGUGCAAUAGUGUUCUCCAGGCAGGGGGUCCGGGACGCCUGGGUCCCUGAGGCCCCCGAGCUAAGCUACACUCCCAAAGCCAUAUAGGCCAGGACCCAGGCGUCCGGCCUCCCAGUUCUGCACCCCUCAGGGAGCCCCCCUCCGUUCCUCAUCAGCUUUAGGGGGCAACACCUGGGGGCCUGGAUGACUGUAUUUUCAAAAUAAAAUGCCAAAGAUGGAGAUGUCUA
This is a messenger RNA of Gracilinanus agilis (Agile Gracile Mouse Opossum), 1488 nucleotides long. It is a transcript of the gene BCAT2, whose product is annotated as branched chain amino acid transaminase 2. The transcript has 10 exons. The record is from RefSeq and is a predicted model, not a curated record. Lineage: Eukaryota; Metazoa; Chordata; Mammalia; Didelphimorphia; Didelphidae. Gene Ontology annotation, molecular function: branched-chain-amino-acid:2-oxoglutarate transaminase activity. The annotation marks the transcript as partial. Gene Ontology annotation, cellular component: mitochondrion. Gene Ontology annotation, biological process: L-valine biosynthetic process; L-leucine biosynthetic process.